AUGAAGAUAUCUGCAGCAGACAGCCAGGGAUCUGAAAGCCCGCCAUUAAGCCCCACUGACUCUGCUACGUCAGAAUCGGCGCCGACCCUCGUCCAUAUCAAACAAGAAACAAUGCCGCCAGGAACCGACGUGAAAGAAUACUACGGCUCUCUAGAAUUUGGCUUACCUGAUACUUUCAUACCACCUAACUACUCAGAGUAUGGACCUCCUUAUUUGCAUAGAUCUUUAGACCUUCAAAAUCAAAGAUACUUAGACCCAGAUAAAAGUCCGAAAGUGAAAGAGGAUGAAUUAAAAGAUGACGAGCCUGAAGAUCCUCCGGAUUUUAAUUUACCAGAAGAGCUAAUAAUAAAAUCAGGCGCUAUAUUCGCCCGGAUGUCCAUCUCUGUCGGCACCAAGUAUGGCCCUUUUAUCGGCAAGUGGGGAACUCAACCUUUGGAUACGAAAUACGCUUGGGAGGUGCUAGGCAAGAAUGGCAUUCGUGGCUGGCUGGAUGGCACCGCUGAGAAGUCCAAUUGGCUGAAGCUGGUUCGUUCAACCAGUUAUCCCCAUGACGUAAACGUUCAGCAUCUCUUGCACGCAGGCCAAGUUUGGUACAAGGUGAUACGUGAAAUUCACACUGGUGAAGAAUUGCUUCUAGGGCCAAGAACGCCUUUGCCUCUGCAAGACGUUUUACCUCCAAGUACUGAAUUGCAAUCAGCCGGCAAUAAAUUUUCUAUAACUGAAGAAGAAGAACGCGAAGACGCUGAACCUAGGUGUUCCUUCUGUGAAGCACCGUUCCCUAAUAUUGACGUUCUCGACCGGCAUCUGAUCCAAGCGCACGCGCAACCUGCGUCGGCCUUCCGUUGCGAACUUUGCAAUCGCGCUUAUAGCUCCCGUGCUUUACUUUUACGUCAUCGUGCUCUCGCUCAUACUGACAUCAGGAAAUAUCCCUGCGAGAACUGCCCUAAGGUAUUUACCGAUCCUUCCAACCUGCAGCGCCACAUCCGCGCGCAGCACGUGGGGGCACGCAGCCACGCCUGUCCCGAGUGCGGCAAGACCUUCGCCACCUCCUCCGGCCUCAAGCAGCACACCCACAUACACUCCAGCGUCAAGCCCUUCCAGUGCAAAGUCUGCUUCAAGAGUUACACGCAAUUUUCGAACCUGUGUCGCCAUAAACGAAUGCACGUCGCGUGCAGAGCUCUAGUUGAAUGCGGGAAAUGCGGACAGUCUUUCACAUCGUACGCAUCACUCACUAAACACAAAAGAUUUUGUGAAACCGCCGCUGCUGCAUCUGUAAAUUUGCGAGGGCAAAUGCCACAAGGACUUCCUCAGAUUCCACCCCUGCCAAACGUCGGAAUGAAUAAUCCGAACAACGGGAACCCGUUCCCUCUUUAUAGGGGUCCAGCUUUACCGUUGCCUUACAAUACUUUCGCUCACUAUCCAGCUUUAUUUUCUGCUGCAGCAGCCGCCUGCCAACCUGAUCUGUUUAACCCAUUGUUAUUUAACGUCCAAGGUGCCCGAUUAAAAAUGGAGCAUGACAUUGCAUUAUCAAAUGCAAAUAUGGUUAUGAAUUCAGAGGGUCGUAUGUCAGUCAAGAGCAUUGACAGCUCAACUUCUGUUGAAGAAGUGAAAAAGAAGGAAAUGGAUUUCGAAAAUAAUACUAGAGUAACUGAAAAAUCAGAAAGAUGCACGCCUAAAUUACAAAACUUAUAUGUAAAGCAAUCUCCACCGUCAAUUGAAGAAACAUCUCAACAUCGACCUUCACCAGUUAGGUCAGUGCCGACCCCUAUAGUCCCAUUCAACUUCCACAGAGAUGAACAGAAGCAAAAAUCUCCAUUCAAUUUUUCGUUGAAGGUCAACAAUAAUGAUAUACAGAGGAAGUCUAUUUCCCCAUCACUUCCUAAAGAUUUAUCUAGACACAAUAUUAUCGAUGACAAAACUUCUGAAUAUUCAGAUCUAGAAGAAGAAACGAAGAAAGAUGAGGGUGAUCAACCUUUAGACUUAUCUGUUUCCCGUAAAAGCGAUAAGGAAUCUGAGCCUGAUAACGACAAUCGCUCCUUUCGUAACUCUUCGGUGAAAUCUUAUUCACCGCCUGAGAGUCCAGCAGAGAGGAGCAAGACUCCGGAAAACGACACCACAGAUGUAGAUGUGGAAGGCGUAGAACCCAAACGAGAAGAUUCCCCUUUGGUUUCGCCAACUCUUGCGUUUCCAAUGCCUGUCCAUCCUCAACAUAAUAUAAUCGAUGCGAUGUAUCGCCCGAGAUUUCCGUCCUUUCCGUCAUCAGAGUCGAUACUGAACCCGGCUCACUCACCUUACGUACCGAGCCCGUUUAAUUUUUUAUCCCCAAUUCUAGGCACUGAAGGACCCGAUAGACAACCAAGCGCUUAUGCAAAAUUUCGAGAGUUGAAUUCCGGAUCGAAACUAAGAGAUCGUUAUGCUUGUAAAUUUUGCGGGAAGGUCUUCCCCAGAAGUGCAAAUUUAACUCGCCAUUUACGUACACAUACAGGAGAGCAACCUUAUAAGUGCAAGUACUGUGAACGUUCAUUUUCUAUUUCUUCGAACUUGCAGCGACACGUUCGUAAUAUCCAUAAUAAGGAGAGACCAUUCAGAUGUCCAUUGUGUGACAGAUGUUUCGGUCAGCAGACCAAUUUAGAUCGACACCUCAAGAAGCACGAAGCUGAAGGUGGUGAUUCCCCUAGCUCAGCCGAUACAGAAAGAGAAGAUGCUUAUUUCGAUGAUAUUAGGUCAUUUAUGGGAAAAGUGACGUGUUCCCCUGGAGGUACUCCGCCGGCAACAUCGCCUCAUGCGCCUCAUAGGCCGUCGUUAGCGAUUUCCACAUAGCCGCCGAUGUACCCGCUACCGCCUCCGCCGCCUUUGUGGCCACAGCCUUACGAGUAGCGACGAAAUGGUGCUGACUUUGAUGUCCUUUUUUAAUUUUGACAUUGGAAGUCUUUGGUCACUGAAAUUCCUACAUCGUAGUCAUCAUAUAUGUCAGUCUCUUUAAAAACUUUAAUUCAUAUCUUCAUAUAUUUAAUGCUAUGCUGUAAAUAGCUCCAAAUAUUGGAUAAAUGAAAAUAACUAACAAUAACACAAAGAACAUAAUUCAAGAAUUCAAUGACGUUAUAGGAGGAUCAAUUUCAUCGUGAAAACUUUAAAGCAAUACAGUAACGAAGAGUUGUGUCUUUUGUACAUGAUUUCCCGUCUCUAUCGGUGCAAAGUUAUUAGUAAGAGAUGUAAACAAGAGAUUGACAAAAUGCCAUUGAUUGUUGCGCGACAAAGUUGCGAAAGCACAUGAUUUAGAUAGGCUUUUUCUUAUUACAUCACAAAAUAUAUUGCUAGCGAGAACCGUAUAUUAUUCUUAUCACACAUGACAACACAGUUAAAUUAGGUCUGUAUUUUAGGAUCCAUUGUUGAAGUAUAUUAUUGAUAUAUAAUUAAUUUAUUAGUUCCUAGACUAGAAAUAAGAUUAAAAUAAUUUAAAAAGUUUCGAAAAUGUAAAUAUAUAAAAAUAUUACAGUUAGGCUUGUUAAAUUUGUAUAAAAAUAAUUGUAAGCUGGUUCGCUGUUCCAAUAGAAUAUUUCUCAACGGAGAGCAAAAUUAAUUAUUUUAUUUAUUUCAACGGGUUUCAAUUGAUUUUGAUCUCGUUUAGUCAAAAAACUUACCAAAGUUUCAUUAAGAUAUUAAAGCAAAUAAUAGGAAAAAAAAAAGAAAAAUUCUAUAUAUGAUUUAUUGAAACGACAUUUUAGGAAACUAGAACUUAUUCUGGUUAAAUGGUUUAUUAUUAACUUGGCACUUUAUAAAAAUGGUUUUGGAUGUACAGUUGACAACAUAUCACAUAGAAAUGGAAUUAUUGUUCUAACAUUCUUAAUCAUCGGAUGAUUUUUUAUAAAGAUUGACGCAUAUCAAAUUGUAGAUGAAGCUCAAAGUAUUAGAUAUUUGUAAUUAAAAUUGUUCUUAAGCUAGUUAAACAGAUCACAUGAAAAACAUUAUUGUAUGUAAUAGUUUAAGAUAAUUUUUGAAAGUUAUCCUCUCUUUUAUUAUAAAAAAUGUAUAAAUAUAUGAAUAGAUGAUAAACAUUAUUAAAUGUCAUUUAAAAUAACAGUCGUGCACUUUCGUUUAUUAGUAAAAAGUGUUAAAUAAUUUAGUAACAUUGUAAUAUAGAAAAUUUGAACGCUUACUGUAUAUUGUAAUGACUCUGCCACUGUUAAAAAAAGCAAUGCAAUAUUCAAUAAUUAUUAGAUAUUAUUAAUGUCAUAUCACUUCUAACGAGUUAGUUCUAUUUUAAGAAUUUUAAAGUCACUCUGAGUAAUAAAAAUUGAUGAUCUUACACUUCAAUAUUCGUGAUAAUUCAAUUACAAAAAUAAUGGAUAUUGUAAUGCAUUAAAAUAAAAAACCAGUACAAUCUG
Molecule: messenger RNA, 4385 nt
Organism: Diatraea saccharalis (sugarcane borer)
Lineage: Eukaryota; Metazoa; Arthropoda; Insecta; Lepidoptera; Crambidae
Source: the annotation of a GenBank genome assembly